This is a messenger RNA of Lathyrus sativus (Indian pea), 354 nucleotides long. NCBI's taxonomy places the organism in Eukaryota, Viridiplantae, Streptophyta, Magnoliopsida, Fabales, Fabaceae. The record is from the annotation of a GenBank genome assembly.
AUGCCGGAAGAGGAAUUGGUGGAGCUCAAGUUCCGAUUAUACGAUGGAUCGGAUAUUGGACCGUUUCGUUAUUCACCAACUUCAACUGUUUCUAUGCUCAAAGAAAGGAUUUUCGCUGAAUGGCCUAAAGACAAGAAAAUCAUACCAAAGGCAGCAAAUGAUAUAAAACUCAUAAAUGCUGGCAAAAUUUUGGAGAACAACAAGACGGUUGGCCAGUGUAGAGUGCCUUUUUGUGAGCUUCCUAAGGGGGUCAUCACGAUGCAUGUUGUUGUCCAGCCAUCUUUGGCAAAAGCAAAAUCAGACAAAGUUGAUGAUACACCCAGAAAACAUUUUUGUGGGUGUACAAUAUUGUGA